AUGCUGGCCGCCGCGCUACAUGGGUGGGACGUCGUGGUUGCAGAGGAACUGGAGAAAUGGAAGGUCCCCGGUCUUGCUGUUGCUGUUGUUCAUAAUGGGGAGUCGUGGUCUAAAGCCUACGGAGUUGCAGAACUACCCAACAAACCGCUGACCACCGACUCCCUGUUCAUGGGAUGCAGCACAACAAAGGCAUUCACUGCAGCUGCCACCGCUCUAGUCAUCGAGGAUACCAAGUCCAGCGAGACCCCGCUCAAAUGGGACACACCUGUUUCGUCUGUGAUUCGCGAUGAUUUCGUCCUCGCCGACCCCGAAGCCACCGCAAACACCACGUUUGAAGACGCCCUGUCACACCGGACUGGGUUGCCAGACCACUGGCCCAGAACUCAGCUUGCACACCCUCAUGAAACCAUCCGAGAAGCAGUUCGCGCUCUGCGUCAUUUGCCGCUGGCGUACGCGCCGCGCACUACGUUUCACUACAAUAACUACAUGUUUAUCACCAUCAGCUACGCGCUUGAGCAAAAGACUGGCGAGAAACUAGGCUCGUUUCUCAAGCGGCGCAUCUGGGAGCCUCUGGGUAUGCGAGAUAUAUAUUUCGAUGUCCAGCAGGUGAAAAAGACGCCCGGGCUCAAGGACAGACUGGUCCAGGGAUACGAAUGGAACAAGGAAUUGAACACGCACAAUCCUCAGCCGGAUAUCAACUAUGCACCCAUGGAAGGCACGGGAGCGAUUGUCAGUACUGUGCUCGAGUAUGAGAAAUGGAUCAAAGCGUUGCUUAGCCGGUCAACGCCCAUGACUCAAGACGGGCAUGAUGCUGUGUUCCAGCCGCGCACGAUUCAGUCCCGAGGUGCAAUGAACAUGAACAUGGAUCUCGAUUGCGUGCAUUUGUACGCGCUCGGCUGGUUUGUCGACAACUACCAGGGAUGUCAGUACUUCUGGCACACGGGCGGUUGGCCUGGCACAUGCAUUCUGGUCGGCCUUAUUCCGAGCAAGAAUUUUGGCUUUGUCAUGAUGUCCAACUCGAAUCUUGGGGCUAGCUUUAUGCAUAAGAAGCUAUACCGAGACCUCCUCCACCGCGUCUUGGACCUCCCCAUUCCUCCACCCAACGACAAAUCCCCACAAGAACCCAAGGAUCCAGAAACAUCAGCCGACGCGAUCAAGCGUCUAUUCAAAUCAUUUUCCCCUGACGACAACCAUCACCCACCAACCCCUCUCGCCCCGCCCAUCUCCGCAUUCGAGGGGACAUAUACUCAUCCAGCCUACGGCUCACUAACAUUCGAGCUUGUCGAGGCCGGCAGCAAGUUGCGUGCCGACUGUACAAAUGAAGAAAACCAUGUGCUGCCCACUAUUGUCGACUUGAAGCACGUCUCUGCGAAUUAUUUCCUGGCAAGCCUGAACAACGCGGGAUUGGGUAAUGCGUAUUAUGCAGCCGAGUUCCAUGUUGCGGCGAGCGGGAAACCAGAUCGGCUCGGUAUCGGCUUGGAGCCUUCGUUGGGCGAGGGAAAGUAUAUAUGGUUUGAGAGGGUGUAG
Molecule: messenger RNA, 1527 nt
Organism: Talaromyces rugulosus
Lineage: Eukaryota; Fungi; Ascomycota; Eurotiomycetes; Eurotiales; Trichocomaceae
Exons: 2
Coding region: 1-1527 (508 amino acids)
Source: RefSeq, a predicted model, not a curated record